CCCCAGGGGUUUAUUGAUGUGUCGUGCUGCGGGGUGGUGAUCAUUAACCCUGGGGUGUUGGGAGAGCCAGCUUUAGCCUCAGCGUUAGCCUAAGCGUUAGCUCCAUGCUCUGUGUAAAAAAGUUUAACAACUUAAUGCUAACAACACGUCUGAAAGGAGUUUGAGGUUGAUUCGGGUCCGAACUGAUGCAUAGUGGUGUGAUGUUUGGAUUCCGUGUGGGAAACCCUGGUUAUCGGCGUACUUGGUACUUUUUUUUCCCGGGUUAUUAGUUUUUUUUUUUACACACAGGUUUUAGCCUUCGCGCUACUAAGUUUUGGAGCUAACGCUAGCCCGUUUAGCUUCGUUGCAGACUAACGGGUGCAUCGCUCAACAGUCGUAGUUUUUUAGUUUGUUUUUAACUAAAGUUAAAGGCAAACUGGACUGUAAGCUCCUUGGCACAGGGACAUUUCCAGGACUGUUUUGCUGGUGUAGUUUAGCGGACCGCAUUGGAGUUGCCUAUCUUGGAUUUGGAUUUGUCCUAUUCUGCUGUGUCCUGGGUUAAGACUAUAUAGUCUAUGGCUCUGAUGGACAAACACAAAGUGAAGCGCCAGAGACUGGACCGUAUCUGUGAGGGCAUCCGCCCCCCUAUCCUGAACGGGCCCAUGCACCCCCGGCCGCUGGUGGCGCUGCUGGACGGGCGGGACUGCACGGUGGAGAUGCCCAUCCUGAAGGACGUGGCCACGGUGGCCUUCUGCGACGCCCAGUCCACGCAGGAGAUCCACGAGAAGGUGCUGAACGAGGCAGUGGGCGCCCUCCUGUACCACACCAUCACCCUGUCCAGAGACGACCUGGACAAGUUCAAAGGCCUGCGCGUCAUCGUGCGCAUCGGCUCUGGCUUCGACAACGUGGACAUCAAAGCGGCCGCUGAGCUCGGCAUCGCCGUGUGCAACGUGCCGGCGUCCUCUGUGGAGGAGACGGCGGACACGUCGCUGUGUCUGAUCCUCAACCUGUACCGGCGGGUCACCUGGAUGCACCAGGCGCUGCGCGAGGGCACCCGCGCCGCCAGCGUGGAGCAGAUCCGGGAGGUGGCCGGGGGCGCCGCACGCAUCCGAGGGGAGACGCUGGGCAUCAUCGGACUGGGUCGCGUGGGCCAGGCGGUGGCCCUCCGCGCCAAGGCCUUUGGCUUCGGGGUGAUCUUCUACGACCCCUACCUGCCCGACGGCGUGGAGCGCUCCCUGGGCCUGCAGCGCAUGGCCACCCUGCAGGACCUGCUCAUUCACUCGGACUGCGUCUCCCUGCACUGCAGCCUCAACGAGCACAACCACCACCUCAUCAACGACUUCACCAUCAAACAGAUGCGUCAGGGGGCCUUCCUGGUGAACACGUCCAGAGGAGGGCUGGUGGACGAGAAGGCGCUGGCCCAGGCCCUGAAGGAGGGCCGGAUACGAGGGGCCGCCCUGGACGUCCACGAGACGGAGCCCUUCAGCUUCUCGACAGGCCCGCUGAAGGACGCCCCCAACCUGAUCUGCACCCCCCACACGUCCUGGUACAGCGAGCAGGCCUCGGUGGAGGCCCGCGAGGAGGCAGCCCGGGAGGUGCGCCGGGCCAUCACCGGCCGCAUCCCCGACAGCCUGAAGAACUGCGUGAACAAGGAGUACCUGAUGGCCGCCUCGCAGUGGCCCAGCAUGGAGGCCGCCGCCGUGCACCCGGAGCUCAACGGAGCUGCGGCCUACAGAUUUCCUCCGGGUCUGAUCAGCGUUGCGGGGGCCGGGGUGGGGGUGGAGGGUCUAGUCCAGGGCUCCCUGGCCCACGGCAUCGCCCCAGUCUCCCACCCCCCCCACGCCCCCUCCCCAGGGCAGCCCACUAAGGCCGAGGCCGACAACAGAGAAAACCCCUCCGACCAAUAG
Gadus chalcogrammus (walleye pollock) is the source of this 1886-nucleotide messenger RNA. RefSeq names its product C-terminal binding protein 1 (gene ctbp1). Bases 555 to 1886 code for a protein of 443 amino acids. The transcript has 11 exons. The record is from RefSeq and is a predicted model, not a curated record. Lineage: Eukaryota; Metazoa; Chordata; Actinopteri; Gadiformes; Gadidae. Gene Ontology annotation, molecular function: transcription corepressor activity; oxidoreductase activity, acting on the CH-OH group of donors, NAD or NADP as acceptor; NAD binding.